Molecule: messenger RNA, 2333 nt
Organism: Closterium sp. NIES-67
Lineage: Eukaryota; Viridiplantae; Streptophyta; Zygnematophyceae; Desmidiales; Closteriaceae
Source: the annotation of a GenBank genome assembly
UCGGUGGCCAAUACUCCAUGGUUCAUGCUCCUGUGGCUGAUCAACUUGGGUCGGGGCUGUUUGAGGUAGCCGCUACUGCGAUGUACGGGAUCCUGUCCGCCUAGUUACAACCCGCGGUUUUCGUUUUAUCAACUAGCCGCAGUAGUGUACACCUUCCGUUCGUUCCUGUCAAUCAAUCGCCUCUUUGCAGCUCGAUUUGUCUCUAGUAGCCUCAGUGUCUGAGUUGUAUGAGUCAACCGACCUUUUUAGUCCUAGCAGUCCUCUCAUCUCGAUCGCAGAGAAGCCGCACUACAGGCCUUUAAAUCGCAGGGUGCUCGCAACUUCAGGCUUCUAAGACGAGGCGCGUGUAGGGUACACGUGAGCAUCUGAAUUUCGAAUCGUAGGGGACCACCUCAGCAUCGGAUUUCUGAAUCGUGGGGUACACCUCAGCAUCUGAAUUCUGAUUCUUAGGUGACUAUGUUGUCCACUUUAAGACGAGGAGCGUUGCAGCUCGCUAAGAGGCCGGCCGGUAUGGUCGGAGCGCUCGUGCUGGGAAGCCUGGGUGCCGGCGGAGCGGCUGUCGCCGUGACAGACGGCGGCCUGAAGACGGACAGCCGGCAUGUUAAGCGGCUGGUGCUUAGUGCCGAUGGGAUUGUCCGAUCGUCAAGAGCCGUUGGAACGUUCGCUAUAAACAGCAUCGACUACAAGGUGUCAGCGGUGGCAAAUUCUCUUGACAGGCUGAAGAAGGAAGCGCCAGCAGAAUACGCGCGAAUACGGUCAGAGAUCCACCAGCGAAGUGCGGACAGGAUCCUGCGGCUGUGUGAGGCGAAUCGGGGCAUCUACAUCAAGGCGGGGCAGUUCAUUGCAACGCUGCAGCAGCUGCCUCGGGAAUACCGCACGACCCUCACCGUGCUGCAGGACCAGGCUCGCGGUCGGCCCUUCAAUGUUAUUGACCGGGUUUUUAAGGAGGAAUUCGGAAAGAGUGCGAAGGAGAUCUUUGUGCAUUUUGAGGAGGAGGCCAUAGCAGCGGCAUCGCUGGCUCAGGUGCAUCGAGCAACACUGCCUUCAGGGCAGGAAGUGGCUGUGAAGGUGCAGUACCCGCGCCUGGAGGAGCAAGUGGCCACGGACAUCUCCACCAUGGGCUUCCUCUCUCGAGCCGUCAAGUGGGUAUUCCCCAACUACCAGUUCAGCUGGAUCGUUCCCCAGUUCCAGGAGAACCUUCAGCAGCAAUUAGACUUCGAGAAGGAGGGGCGCAAUGCAGAGAUCACAGCGGAGAACUUUGCACACAAGGAGGAGGUCAAAGUGCCCAAGAUCCUGUGGGACUACACCACCAGGAGAGUUUUGACCAUGGAGUUUAUGAACGGCUGCAAGAUCGACGACUUGGAGGGGAUCAAGAAGCAGGGACUCAACCCUCUGGAGAUCGACGACUUGGAGGGGAUCAAGAAGCAGGGACUCAACCCUCUGGAGGUGGCAGCGCUGCUAGUGGAAGUGUUUGCGGAGAUGGUCUUCUGCCACGGCCACCUGCACGGCGACCCACACCCCGGCAAUGUGCUUAUCCAGGCGCAUGCACCGGGCGCCACAAGAAAGGGGCACCGCAACUUUGAUAUCGUGCUGCUGGACCAUGGCCUGUACCGAGAAAUGGACGACUCCUUCCGCAACGAUUUUUGCCAGCUCUGGCGAUCGCUCAUUCUGUCGGACAUGGGAGGGGUGCAGCGGUGGGGGGAGAGGCUGGGCGUUGGGGAGUACUCUCGGUUCCUCCCUGCACUGUUUACUGCACGACCCUUCCAAAGCAAGACGCGGUGGGGGCAGCGCAUGUCGCCAGAGGAGGAGAAGAGCUUAAGAAAGGAGAUUAAAGCCAUCAGCCCGCAGGACCUAACGGCGGUGGUGGAGGGGCUACCCAAGGACAUGUUCCUCGUGAUGCGCACCGACAACCUGAUCCGGCAGCACAUAACAGCGCUGGGAGCCACGCCCAAGCUGCGGCUGCAGAUCAACGGGCGGUUCGCCGUGGCUGGGCUGGCGGUGCGGCAUUCCGAGGAAGGCCACCUAACAUCCAACCUGGCAGCCUACCUGAGGGCACAGCUGGACUUGGCACAUUUGUUGCUCAGAAUCCGGGCAUGGGAGAUAACCCAGGAAAUUAUGGACAUAGUUGCUCGCAUAAAACACUAUUUGGAUUGGGAAUACUUGAGGUGGCGGCAAGCCCUCUUUAGUGUGCUUAUGUCGUUGAACCUAGCGGAUCAUAAUUCAAGAAUGCUUCUGUAUUAGAGUGUCCGGGCGUUAGGGUAAAUGCUAUGGUUUGGUCGGAUGGAAUUACUCCAUUUGUACUUGCAGCAUUAAUAUGAGCUUUUAGAUUUAGG